Penicillium odoratum is the source of this 219-nucleotide messenger RNA. RefSeq lists its product as uncharacterized. The coding region runs from base 1 to 219 and encodes 72 amino acids. The transcript has a single exon. Lineage: Eukaryota; Fungi; Ascomycota; Eurotiomycetes; Eurotiales; Aspergillaceae. The record is from RefSeq and is a predicted model, not a curated record.
AUGGGCCGGAAGACACCACUUCCAGAGGAAAUUCGCACAGUUUCAUCACAGAAUGUGAUUGUGACCGGUCGGAGCUUCCAGAAAAGCCCCAGGCCUGCUUGGAAGGAGGAGGCCAUCCAUUGCUACGACUGCAUUUCGAAACGACCAAACGUCUGUCUCACCAUUGGUGCAGUACAGAGUACGCAGCCGAGAUUAAUGGGAAUCAUCCAUCGUGAAUGA